AUGGCUACCCCUAGUGUCCUAGCUUUUGACGCUGAGGGUCGCGCCAUUGAUUUUGAGGUCUGGUUAGACGACCUGCAGCUGUUCUUACAGUGCGACAGGGCUGACGACCUUUCUCUCUUUGACCUCACCUCUGGCGCCUCUCCUGCUCCUGCUGCUGAUGCUGAUCCCGCUGUCCGCUCUAAGUGGGCCACCCGCGAUGCUGCUGCACGUCUUGCUGUGCGUCGCCACCUCCCUACCUCUGAGCGUGCGCACUUUAGUCAGUACAAGAGUGCUCAGACCUUGUACGACGCUGUAGUUGCGCGCUACUCUUCCCCUGCCACUGCUGCACUGAGCCGUCUCAUGCUUCCCUACCUCUUUCCGGACCUCUCUGCCUUUCCCACUGUCGCUGACCUCAUUACGCACCUCCGCACUAGUGACACUCGCUACCGCGCCGCCCUUCCUGCUGAGUUCUGCGCUAAGAACCCCCCCCCCAUGUACAUCGCUCUCUACUACGUAGUCGCGCGCCUCCCUGACUCCCUUCGCGUCGUCAGGGACCACUUUCUCGCAGUCUGUCCCACCACCCUCACCGUCGACCUCCUCGAGAAGGCCCUCCUUGCAGCGGAGAAGAGCAUAGUCGCUGUAGGUGCUUCUCGUGGUGACCCUCGCACCCCCAUCUUUGAGGGGUGCUCUGCUUCCCCCUUGCUGCCCUCUGUUGCCUCUGCUGCUGCUGCCGACCUGCUUGGUCUUGAGUCGGUCGGCGCGGCGUCUGCCCCUAGUGGGAGACGUCGCUCCAGCAAGGGCAAGGGGGGCAAGGGCGCGGGUGGAGCUGGAGGGGGCGGUGGCGGUGGCGGCGGUGGCGGCGGAGGGAGUGGGGGUGGCGGCGGGGCUAGUGGCGGGGGUGGUGGUGGUGGUGGUGGCAGCAGCGGCGGAGACGGUGGUGGUGGUGCCAGCGGUGGUGGUGGAGGCAGCGGCGGAGGUGGAGGCGGCGGAGGUGGAGGCGGUGGAGGCGGCAGCGGAGGAGGCAGUGGUGGUGGAGGAGGAAGAGCUGGUCGGGGUGGUACCCAGCAGCGUAGCGGCGGUGGUGGUGGCCAGCGCUCGCACCGGCAGCAGCAGCAGCGCUCGCGGGACAUCCCUUCGCCUCAGCAGCUUCGUGAGUGGUACGCUGGGCGUCAGAGGGGUGGGGGUACUGGUCCCUGCACCUACGUUCUUCGUUCCGGCGACCGCGCGGGUGAGCAGUGUGGGGGUGCCCACGCCACCCAGCGCUGCUUUGGCCGCCUGACGGACGCCUGGCGUCAGCAGUUCCCUGGGGCUAGUGAGAUCCCUCGCUGGGAUGAGCUUCUCAGGGCUGGUGUAGCGAUCUUUGAUCUUGAUUUUGAUGCUAUCCGUACUGCUAUGUAUGUUGUGGAUUAUAGUGAGGAGAAUGAGGGUUACCGUUGUUUCCAGCCCGACCCGGGCAUUGGUACUGCUGCGCUAGGUGCUUGUGAGGCUGCUGGUCUAGGUGCCAGUGCGUCUGCGCUCUCAGGUACUGGUGAGACUGCGCUCUCAGGUACUGCGUCGUCCUCGUCCUCCCUCACUUUCACACUUGACUCCGGAGCUUCUCACUCCUUCUUUCGAGACCGCACUACCCUUACGCCGCUCGGCCGGCCGGUUGCAGUCUCCCUUGCUGACCCCUCUGGAGGUCCUGUCCUGUCUCACUUCUCCACUGUCCUCCCGUGUCCGGCUGCCCCUUCGAACACCCUGUCGGGUCUGUACCUUCCCUCGUUCUCCACGAACUUGGUGAGUGGAGCGGACCUGCAGGAUGGGGGUGUUCACCAGUUCACUCCUGCGAGUCAGCGGGUGGCUGCGUCGGGUCAGGUACUUGCGGCUGCGUCCCGGUCAGGUCCUGAGUCUGCCCCCUGUUCUUGUCGCCUCCUGUCUCACGAGACUCUCCUGUGGCACCACCGUCUUGGCCACCCCUCCUUGCCCCGUCUUCGGAGCAUGGCUUCCCGUGUCCUUGUCUCUGGUCUUCCCCAGUCUCUCCCUCCUCUCCCCUCCGGGCCAGGACCUUCCUGUGUCCCCUGUGUCGAGGGUCGCCUCCGGGCUACUCCUCACUCCUCCCACUUCCCCCCGACAGAGGCUCCCCUGCAGACGCUUCACAUGGAUGUGUGGGGCCCAGCCCCCGUCCGUGGGCAGGGUUACGAGCGCUACUUCCUGUUGGUGGUUGACGACUACUCGCGUUACACCACAGUCCUCCCCUUGCGCAGCAAGGGUGCGGUCACUGAGGUGCUGAUCGACUGGAUCCGCGAGGCCCGUCUCCAGCUCAGGAAGAGCUUCGGCUCGGACUUUCCUGUUCUGCGUCUGCACUCUGACAGAGGCGGAGAGUUCUCUUCUCGCCUUCUGCGAGACUACUGUCGUGCACGGGGGAUCCGCCAGACCUUCACGCUUCCGGACUCACCACAGCAAAAUGGGAUUGCUGAGCGCCGCAUUGGCAUGGUCAUGGAUGUCGCUCGUACGUCCAUGAUGCAUGCGGCUGCCCCCCAUUUUCUGUGGUCGUUUGCGGUGAGGUACGCGGCGCAUCAGCUCAACCUUCACCCCCGGGUCUCUCGGCCUGCAAUGUCCCCAGUCUUGCUGUGGACGGGGAAGGUUGGCGAUGCGUCUGUGUUCCGUGUCUGGGGAUCUCGGGCGUUUGUCCGCGACUUGUCUGCGGACAAGCUGUCCCCUCGUGCUGCUCCCUGUGUCUUCCUUGGCUUCCCCACUGACGCCCCAGGGUGGCAGUUUUACCACCCCUCCUCUCGUCGUGUUCUGUCCUCCCAGGACGUUACGUUCGACGAGUCAGUCCCCUUCUACCGUCUCUUCCCCUACCGCACUGCUUCCCUCCCCCCUCCCCCGGACUUCCUUGUGCCGGUUCCCCCCCCGGUAGACCCCCUCCCCCCUCAGGUUCCUGCCCCCUCAGGUGUGUCCCAGGUAGACGCCGUUGACCCGGUCGAGGUUACUGGUGACUCUGGUGCUGCUGCGGGUGCUGAGCCUGGGGGUGCUGACUCUGGGGGUACUGUGCGCGGGGGUGCUGAGCCUGGGGGUGCUACUGCUGGGGGUGCUGGGCCUGAGGGUGCUACUGCGGUGGGUGCGGAGCCUGGGAGUGCUGAGCCGGGGGGUGCUGUGCCUGGAGGUGCUGGGCCUGGGGGUGCUGGGUCGGGAGCUGCUGAGCCUGGGGGUGCUGAGCUGGGAGCUGCUGAGCCUGGGGGUGCUGCGUCUGGAGCUGCUGAGCCUGGGGUUUCUCCUGCUGCUGCGUCUCGCCGGGAGCCCCUCUCUCCACAGGAGCUGCGUGAGUGGUUCGCUCGCCGCUGGAGGCGUGCUGCUGAGUCUGGAGGUGCUGCUGGAGCUGGAGCUGGAGCUCCUUCGACCGUCGAGGGUGCGGGUGCUGCCGGUUCCGGAGCUGCUGGACCUGCGGGUCCUCCUGGAGCUGGAGCUGCUGAGGGCGUUCGUGCUGAGCCUGCUGCUGUUGGUCCUGCCGCUGGAGGUGUGGGUGGCGCUGGUGCUGUCGCUGAGGGUGCUGGUGCUGUCCCUGCUGAGUCUGGAGCCGCCGCGCGGCCUCGGCCGUACUUCUCGCAGUCCCUGCUGGAGCCUUCCUCUCCACUGCCUGCUCCCCCUCCUUACACUGGUCCUACUGGAGGUCUUGCUGAGCGUCGUGAGCCUGCGUCUCGUUCCGCGUUGCCUGUUCGUGCUGCUCGCGCUAGUGGUCGCAGUUCGCGUCAGCGUCGUCCUCCUGUUCCUGGCACGCACCGGAUGUCUUUGCGUCCGUCCACUGCUCCUCUGCGUGCCCCUUUGCCUUCUCCUCCUGAGUCCUCUCUUCCUGCGCUUGCCGACCCUGAGUCGGACUCUCUUCGUGCUGCCAGUCCUACUGUCACGCGUCUACUUGCUACUGUCGUCACUGACCCCUCUUUUGAGUCCACUGCUGCGUCUGCUCUAGUCGCUGAGCUCGUCGACUUUGCUGCUCGCUGUCGUCUCGACUACGCUGCUAGUCUUGUUGCUGAGUCUGCGUCUGUCUGUCCUCCGUCCGUCGGGGGUGAGUGUGCUCUUAGCACGGACGUCCUAGAGGACAGGCAGGAGGAGUUACAGUGUCUAGCGGCUGCUUCACCUCAUCUCGCGUCUGUACUGCUUGCUCCUGAGGGAGACCCGGAUGCACUAGACAUCCCGACUCCGCGCUCUUACGCGGAGGCCGUAGAGGGUCCCUACUCCUCUCAGUGGCAGGCAGCUAUGGAUGCACAGAUGGCUUCCUGGAAGUCCACAGGCACCUACGUUGACGCGGUUCCCCCUCCUGGGGCGAACAUCGUCAGUGGCAUGUGGAUCUUCAGGGUGAAGCGGCCGCCGGGCUCUCCACCUGUCUUCAAGGCGCGGUACGUUGCUCGUGGCUUCAGUCAGCGGCAGGGAGUUGACUACUUUCAGACCUUCUCUCCCACCCCGAAGAUGACUACUCUUCGGGUGCUGCUGCACAUAGCCGCUCAGCGCGACUACGAGCUUCACUCUCUCGACUUCAGCACUGCGUUCUUGCAGGGUAGCCUGCACGAGGAGAUCUGGCUUCGCCGUCCACCUGGCUUCACUGGGACUUUCCCUCCUGGCACCCAGUGGAGCCUCCGACGGCCAGUCUACGGUCUCCGCCAGGCACCGCGUGAGUGGCACGACACACUGAGGACUACGCUUGCGGCUCUUGGGUUUGCUCCUUCUACUGCUGACCCAUCGCUGUUUCUUCGUACCGACACUUCCCUGCCGCCGUUCUACAUCCUCGUGUACGUCGACGACUUGGUCUUUGCCACAGCGGACACUGCUGGACUCGCCUACGUGAAGUCCGAGCUGCUGAAGAGACACACGUGCACAGACCUGGGUGAACUGCGCAGCUACCUUGGCUUGCAGAUCACUCGGGACAGAGCACGCCGCACCAUUACCUUGACUCAGUCACACAUGGUGCAGCAGGUCCUUCAGCGCUUCGGCUUCACGUACUCCUUGCCUCAGGCCACUCCUCUGCCUACUCGCCACUCACUCUCAGCUCUGCCUUCGGAUGAGUCCGUAGAGUCGAGUGGUCCGUAUGCAGAGCUUGUUGGCUGCCUCAUGUACCUGAUGACCUGCACACGACCUGACCUUGCAUACCCUCUGAGCAUUCUUGCACGCUAUGUUGCUCCUGGGAGACACAGACCGGAGCACAUGGCUGCAGCUAAGAGGGUAUUGCGCUACCUGUGCAGUACGUCAGGUAUGGGGCUAGUGCUUGGAGGGCGGAGUUCAGUGGUCCUUACCGGCCACGCGGACGCUUCUUGGGCUGACGACCAGGCUACGCAGCGGUCGUCACAGGGUUACACCUUCAGCCUUGGUUCCGGCUCUGUCUCGUGGCGGUCUACUCGCUCGUCUUCGGUUCUCGGCUCCAGUUGUGAGGCUGAGAUCUACGCCGGGGCCAUGGCUGCACAGGAGCUUCGCUGGCUCACCUACCUACUGACUGACCUUGGAGAGCCGCCUCGUUCUCCUCCAGUGCUGUACGUAGACAACAAGGCUAUGCUGGCCUUGUGUCGAGAGCAGCGCUUGGAGCACAGAACGAAGCACAUUGCUCUCCGCUACUUCCUUGCUCGUGAGCUGCAGCAGCGUGGUCAGUUGCGACUUGCGUACGUGGCCUCUGAGGCCAACACUGCUGAUGUGUUCACCAAGGCACUCGCGCCUUGUGACCAUCAGCGCUUUUGCACCCAGCUGGGUCUUGUGCCUGUCUUGCCUCACUUGCUCUUCUCUUGA
Messenger RNA from Closterium sp. NIES-65, 5727 nucleotides. The record is from the annotation of a GenBank genome assembly. NCBI's taxonomy places the organism in Eukaryota, Viridiplantae, Streptophyta, Zygnematophyceae, Desmidiales, Closteriaceae.